This is a messenger RNA of Synchiropus splendidus (mandarinfish), 2493 nucleotides long. It is a transcript of the gene glt1d1, whose product is annotated as glycosyltransferase 1 domain containing 1. The transcript has 12 exons. Bases 92 to 1162 code for a protein of 356 amino acids. Gene Ontology annotation, molecular function: glycosyltransferase activity. Lineage: Eukaryota; Metazoa; Chordata; Actinopteri; Syngnathiformes; Callionymidae. The record is from RefSeq and is a predicted model, not a curated record.
AGUUCAAGCAUGUCAUCCACUACCUGCUCCGUGUACACAAACCACAGUCCAGGAAAUGCGCCCGCAUUAGUCACCUUACAUGUCUUAAUGCAUGCAAAUCAUUCGAGUAAACAGCGUAGAAAUGAAAUUGCUCUUCUUCGCUUGUCUCAGUCCAAAUACAGGGAACAACACAACAGCAGAACGAAUCAGGUCACAUAUCGAGUCUGCAGGACAUGUUUGUGAACUCAGAGAUGCUGAUGAAUUCCAGUCCACCUCAGAAGUGUCUGAGCUCAUCUCCCAGAGUCCGCCAUUCGAAGGAGCGUUGGCCAUUCAUCUGUUUAGAGCAGGCAGACUGCUCAUAGAUGCAAAAAUACCAUUUGGUGUCAUUUUUGGUGGAACGGACAUAAAUGAAGAUGUGAAAGAAGAGCGGAAGCGUGUGGUUAUGGAGCAGGUGCUUCUGAAGGCCAGAUUUGCGGUUGCGUUCACUGAAAAAAUGAAAAAGAGGGCUGAGCUGUUUCUGAAGCUUUCCCAAGGGAGUAAAAUCUGUGUCCAGCCUCAAGGGAUCCAGACCCAAGCAGCGGAGACGUUCUGCUGGUUGGAAUUCCUACGGAGUGCAGGAGUAAGCAGAGAGCAUAUGGAUCAGCUGCGUGUCUUCUUGUUGAUCUGUGGCCUCAGAAAAGUCAAGGACCCUCUCUAUCUGGCUCAGGUCUUUUCAGAGUGGCAUGCUCAAAAUCCUCAGAAUAUCUUGGUCAUAAUUGGACCCAAGAUCGAUCCUUCGCUCACCAUUGAAGUAGAAGCUGUUGUGAAGCGAACACCCGGGGUCUUCUUGGCCCACGAGAGGAGCCAGGAGGAGCUGCACGCUGCCAUGAAAAGGUGCUUCGCCCUGGUGAACUGCUCCAUAUCAGAGGGCAUGUCAGCCGCCAUCUUGGAGGCCAUGGAUCUGGAGCUACCUGUGGUGGUCAGGAACAUCCCGGGAAAUGCAGCGAUCGUGCGACACCAGGUCACGGGACUGCUUUACGCUUCUCCUCAGGAAUUUAUACGACAGUCUGAGAGGCUGCUUUCGGACGAAGAUUUGAGGGAACAAGUGGUAAAGAAUGGGAAGCAGUACGUGCAGAAGCAUCACAGUCCAGAGCAGGAAAGAGAAACGUACCAGAGGCUUGUGGGCUCCCUCCACUGCGCCUGAAGAUGUACCCUUCAAAUCCACUUAGUGUCUGAACAACCUCAGCUACACAGAACUGCAGCACACUCUUAUUGUUAGCAAUAGGAUAGAUGCACCACACUGUCUGGUUUUCAUUAUCUACUCGGUCAAGGAAUGUCGGGGGGGUGUACUGUAAUGGUUUUUAAUAUGAUGAAUAAUUAUUUAUUUUUCAAUUUUUAACGUACGGUGUUAUGUUUUUAACCAACAUCAAUUAUCUAAUAAAAGCCCAACUCCGUUGAAGGUUUAUUUAUUUGCAUUUUAGAAUUAGUAAAGGAUGUUUUUUUGACUGUCGGACUGACAGAGAUGGACAAUAUGAUGACAUGAAAUCAUAAACAAUUGGAACGUGUUGACGCUCUACCAGCGUGAGGAGAUGACACACACUCACAUUCUUUCUAUACAUAGCAGAUCUAUGCUGAUGCGUUCCUUCACUUGUGGCAGGACAUUCAACAAAGCACAAUUUCCCCUUUGGCCGAAGUAGCAUUGGAGGUGAGCUGCUUAAAUAUAGUUUCAUCUUUGUUAAGUUAUAUCUGUAUAAACUUUUAUUUUGUAAGUUGUACCAAAUCAGUGGAGCGUAAGGGCUAAUAGAUGAGGCAUCAUGAAACAGUAUUGCAGGGUUGAUGACACAGUGUCCUAAUACUCUUGGCUUAGAAAUGAUAUUGAUGUUGAUGUGAGGUUUCAUUGAAUUAGCUGUUCAAGUCCAGACACAGUGCCAUCUGGUGGCCUGAAAAUCACAACACUGUUUCAUGAAACCUCAUCAACCCUGCAACUCUGUUUCAUGAAACCUCAUGUACUCAUCUACAUCUACAUCUACAUCUACUCACUACAUCACUUAUAAGGGCACCUCAUUUAUACCACCCCCGUUCUUGUCAACACAAUAAAAUUCUUCCGGGUGUCGAACUCAGACUCAGCGGCCAAAUCUGGCUGGUGCUAAGAGCCGUUAAUACGAAUAAUACCAGCUCACUAGCAAAGCAUGUCGACAUCACGACCGUCCGAGGUUUGUGUUCAAGGGUUCUGACAGUUUAAGCUAAAACUGUCCACAGAGUUGGUCUGGAAAAUUCCUGAAAGUUGAUGCAGGUGAAAGGGAAUUGGAUGACAGAUGGGGAAGCAGAUGGAAAGCCUGACCGUCUCCUGUGUUUUCAGUCAGUGGUAAAGGAGGACAAUGUAUGUAUUUUGAAGCAACCCACACAGAAGCCUUACGCUACAGUUAGCCUUCCGUUGUUAAAAGGGAUGCUGAUGUCAGAUUCUGUUUUGAGUGUUUUGUUGUUCCAGUCAAGGAAUGUCAUUUACAGACUGUUCAAUAAACAUGAGUUUUAUUC